GUGACGUAUGUAUCGCAUGUAAUACCUGUUUGUGUAUAAUAUGUAUUGAUAUUAUGAUAAGUACUGUACUAUAGCUAUGAUAUAUUGUAUACGACAGUCGCACCCAUAUAUCGCACCCAUAGUUGACUUGAGCUGACUGUUGGAUGAGUUGGUGAUAAUUAAUUGAUUGUGUAAUUAGUUGUUGUUGUCUUCAAAAAGUAUCACAACAGCUAUGGAAAGGGUGUUUGAGAUGAAGAGCACAUACGACACAAACUCUCUUUACGAGCCAAUCACUCGACGGCCUUCAAGCCAACUGUCAAACGGAUCCACGUAUAGCACUGCCAGUGGUUUGUCUUCACUAUACAGUCAACGAUAUUAUCCGCAACAACACAACAGCAUUGGCUCAAGAAGUUCACUGUCAGCUAAUCCAUUGAGCAAAACGUCUAUUGAUAAGGAAGACGAAGUCGACCACUUGACUGAUCUGUUAGUCAAAAGUAUGGAAAACUCAUCCGAUCCCGACUUCUUCGGAGGAGAAUCACCGAUUAUAGGUAUGUGCCAUAAAUGUGGCGAAAAAGUGUUGGGCGAAGGCAGUGGUUGUACGGCAAUGGAAAAAGUAUAUCAUAUUCAGUGCUUCACUUGUCAUAUUUGUCAUAUUGAAUUAAGAGGUAAACCUUUUUAUGCGAUGGAUGGCAAACCCUACUGUGAGGACGACUAUUUGAAUACAUUAGAGAAGUGUUGUGUUUGUGAGAAACCAAUUCUGGAUCGUAUACUUCGUGCCACAGGAAAGGCCUAUCACCCCAACUGUUUCACAUGUGUUGUGUGUAGCAAAUGUUUAGAUGGCAUACCAUUUACUGUUGACGCUACCAAUAAAAUCCAUUGUAUCGAUGAUUUUCAUAAAAAAUUUGCCCCCCGUUGCUGUGUUUGCAAAGAACCCAUUGUUCCCGAACCGGGAAAAACAGAAACCGUAAGAGUAGUUGCAUUGGAUCGCAGUUUUCAUGUAAAUUGUUACAAAUGUGAAGACUGCGAUUUGUUAUUGUCAUCAGAAGCAGAAGGUCGGGGGUGUUAUCCAUUGGAUGACCAUAUAUUAUGCCGUAAUUGUAACGCAAAAAGAGUGCAAGAAAUAACAGCCCCAUAAUAUAGAGUGGUUUAACAUUAAACCUGUGGUUUAAUUUAGUGAUUGAUUGAUUGUUUUAAUAGUUUUAAGUUAAACUAUCGUUUGUUUUUUGAGCGCUUCCAUCACAUUAUAUACUAUGAAAAAUUAAUUACAAUAUUUGCAAUAUUUAUCAUAUUAUUAUUAUUACUACUAAAAAUGUAAUAUCAUCUGCAUUUUCAAAUUAACAAUGACCGCUAAUUUGAUAG
Messenger RNA from Oppia nitens, 1338 nucleotides. RefSeq names its product lipoma-preferred partner homolog. The coding region runs from base 212 to 1114 and encodes 300 amino acids. Gene Ontology annotation, cellular component: focal adhesion; stress fiber. Gene Ontology annotation, biological process: cell-cell adhesion. The record is from RefSeq and is a predicted model, not a curated record. Lineage: Eukaryota; Metazoa; Arthropoda; Arachnida; Sarcoptiformes; Oppiidae. The transcript has 8 exons.